Messenger RNA from Zea mays, 1508 nucleotides. Its product is annotated as receptor like protein 29. The record is from RefSeq and is marked provisional. Gene Ontology annotation, molecular function: protein binding. The coding region runs from base 31 to 1458 and encodes 475 amino acids. Lineage: Eukaryota; Viridiplantae; Streptophyta; Magnoliopsida; Poales; Poaceae. The transcript has 2 exons.
CAGAAUAGCAAGUACACUGUACACCAGCGCAUGCGCCGUUCUCCAAUGGCCGCCUCCUCCACUCUCUUCUCGCUCUCCCUCGCCCUCUUGCUCCACCUCCACGCCGCACCCGCGAGCUCGACGCCCACCGCGCUGCCAGUCGAAGCCAGAGAGGACGCGCCGACGCCGGAGCUGCCGGAGGCAGAGCUAGCGGCCAUCUUUCAGGUGAUGGCGGAUCUUCUCGGCGACCCGACGUGGCCACAGCUCCACCCGCGGCCCUGCACCGAUACGCCGUGGCCGGGUCUACAGUGUGAGCUUGCACCCGACGACGCGCGCGUGCUCCGUGCCACCCGCCUCCACCUGGGCCCCGACGUCGCCACCCCGUCCUGCAGGCCCGGGGCUAGACUCGACCCAGUCUCGCUGCGCGGCCUACCGCAUCUCCGGACGCUCUCUAUCUUCAGCUGCUUCGGCGCCGCCCAAGCCCCCGUCGAGCUGCCGCCCGUGCUAUUCACGUCGUUGUCCUCGCUCGAGCAGAUCGUGGUCAAGUCCAACCCCGGCCUCACCGGCCCCGUACCGGCGACGUUGGGCAGCCUGCGGAGCCUCCGCGUGCUCAGCCUCUCGCAGAACGGCUUCCGCGGCGGGAUCCCCAGGGAGCUCGGCGGCCUCGCCGCGCUGCAGCAGCUCGACCUCAGCUACAACAACAUCACCGGCGAGAUCCCCGAGGAGAUUGGUGCGAUGUCGAGUCUGACGAUCCUUGACCUGAGCUGGAACAGCAUCGGCGGCGGCGUGCCGGCAACGCUGGGCAAGCUCCAGAGGCUGCAGAAGGCGGACCUGAGCUACAACCGCCUCGCCGGCCGCGUGCCGCCGGAGGCGGGGUCGCUGCGGGAGCUGGUGUUCCUGGACCUGAGCCACAACAGCCUCGCGGGCCCGCUGCCGAGCUCGCUGGCCGGCCUGUCCAGGCUGCAGUACCUGCUGCUGCAGGACAACCCCCUCGGCACGGCGGUGCCGGCGGUGGUCGGGUCGCUGCGGCGGCUGCAGGUGCUGGGCCUGUCCGGGUGCAACCUGACGGGGCCCAUCCCGCGCGGCGCGUUCGCGGCGCUGGCCAGCCUCACGGCGCUGUCGCUGGACCGGAACCGGCUGGACGGGCCGAUCCCGGCGAGCCUGGCCGCGCUGCCCCAACUGGGACAGCUCAACCUCAGCCAGAACCGGCUGGCCGGGGAGAUCGCGCUGCCGGGGGAGUUUGUCGCGCGGCUCGGCAGGCGCCUCGACGUCCGGGGCAACGACGAGCUGUGCGUCGGCAGGGGCCUACAGGGUAGCGGCUAUCUGGGAGCGCCCCCGUGCGUGGACAGCCACAACGGCGACGGAUCGCCGGAAAUAUCAGGUGCUGCUGCGGCGGCCGUCGGCCUAUUCGACGGGUCGGCGUGUCAUCUUUUUGUGUCGUGUCUGGCGUUCGUGUUCCAGUUGCGAUGUGACAUGUAACUCCGGUCGCUUUCUCCGCCCGACUGCUGCGACGCGAGUUUUUUCCUGGC